Messenger RNA from Mesorhabditis belari, 1872 nucleotides. The record is from the annotation of a GenBank genome assembly. NCBI's taxonomy places the organism in Eukaryota, Metazoa, Nematoda, Chromadorea, Rhabditida, Rhabditidae.
AUGAUACCGAUUCCGACGAGACGAGUCAUUCUUGUGGCUGCAGUCAGUUUGAUUCUUUCCGUGUUCUUGAUCGCCCGUCCCUUCUAUACAAAACCACCAAAAAGUCUUAAAGGAUUGAAUCCAAAGUUUAGUCCAAAUGGAAGAUCCCCUCCACCGGAUAGUCUUGAAGAUCUCCCACUUCCAGCUGAUUACAUGAUGACAGAUGAAGAGAUGUUGCCAGAGAAAUUCUCAACUGAUGAAUAUGAGAAUCCGGAGAUCAAUCAUCUAAUUCGUAAGAUCAUUGAGGGGAUCCCUCUUCCACACGAUUAUCCAAUGCCCGAGGAAGAGAGGAGAGAAAUAUCUCAUCUAUAUUAUGUUCCUGAGUCAAAUUUCGAUGAGAAGUUCACCGAGACGCUCGUUGGAUCGACAUGUGAACAAGUCUGGAACAAUUGGACGACAAUUGCUCAAUCACAGACUCCAGAGAUCCCACUUGUAGAGCCGCCAAGGGAGAAAUUAGCUGAGUUUACACUUUAUGGAAGAAUCCCGCUCAAGCAAGAAUAUGUAAACGAGAAAGCGGUGCCGAUAAAGAUGCUCUGGGAUGAUAUCGAUGCACAAAUGAUGAUGACAAGAGAUGAAGUGAUUGAAAGAGCGCAUCAUGUUGGAUAUGGGGAUAUUGUCUACGAGGCGAUGGAUCGAUUCCAUUCAUUCAUUCAGAAUAAGAGUGGCGCCGUUUUUGGAGCCACGAAUCCAUGGAUCGAAGUUUUUGCUUUGAGGCACGGCGCCACUUCUGUUUUGACGGUGGAGCAACAGGAGAUUGAGGAAAAGACUUCUCAGAAUCUUUCCUACAUUCAUCCACGCGAUUUGGCGAAUCAAUGGGCAAAUUAUUCGGAGACUUUCGACUUUAUCGCCUCAUUUUCUUCGAUUCAACACGCUGGUCUUGGAAGAUUCGGUGAUCCAAUCGAUCCAUGGGGUGAUCUCCGGGAAAUCACCAAGAUGAGAUGUUUAUUGAAAGAGGGAGGAAUUGUCAUACUUGGAUUGCCAAUUGGUGUUGAUGAGCUUUAUUGGAACGCUCGGAGAGUUUAUGGAACAGCUUAUGUGCCAAUUUUCGUUGAUAUGGAGAUGGUUUCGGUGAUGAUAUUUAUUAUUGGUUUAAUUCGUUGUUAUACAUUGCUCUUUCUCGCCUCAAUUGUGCCUUUGAUCACUCUGGAAAGACUCAUGGCCACGAUCUACCUCUGGGACUAUGAAAAGUCGCCUCGCACCUAUAUCUCUCUUUCAAUAAUGCUAAGCUCAGUUCUCAUCUUUCUCACACUCUCCACCUUCAGUUGCAUUGCAAUUGCCUACGAUAUGUUGAGAACAGUGAUCGGUGUCGUGAUCUCAUUAUUGGGCGCCAUUUUAUUGUCGGGAAUGCUUUGUGCCUUCUUAUUCACCUAUAAUUCAAAAGUGUUAAAAUGGUUGGAUCGAGUCCAACAACAUGAACGAGUCGAGAGUUUAACUCCCCGUUUCGGUCAUCGACCUUAUGAUUUAUCCGUUCGAUAUCAAAUCAAAGAGAAUAUGCGAGUGUUUGUGAUUCUCCGUCGUUUUCUCAUCAUCACCAUCAUAAGUGAGACAUUUGGUUCAAUCACUGGCGGCAUUGCUUUCACAGCAUUUGAAUCCGAUUCGAUAAUCGGUCAAGUGAUGAUGAUUGGAGUGGAUUUGAUGUUAACUUUAUCAUUCACCACAUUUCCCUUUGGAGUGUUAUGGAUUGUGAAAGAAUGGCGGGAGAAAUACGAUCAAUGGUGGAGGCAUUUAUUGAGGACAAACAAAUCGGUGAGCGUCGCCUCGUCAUUGAUCAUUCCGAGUAUCGAUUAUGCGGGAGAUACGAACAAAUAUUUUGAUUAUUACAGGCAAAAUUGG